UGGCAAAGGCGGGGUAGGGGCCGAGUUGAUGACGCUCCACCUGGCCACGCGGCGCGACCAGCACAUAGACCCGAUGUUCCACAUCACGGUGUUGCCAGUGGUCAAGUACUGCGAGUUCGUCUGGGACGGCCGCCUGCCGCUCGCGCGCCUGCAGCACGCUUGGCAGGCCCUCGCUGCUGCCCACGUGGGCGGGCUUGCGUGGGCCUUUGGCGGCUGCCUGGAUGAGCUUCUUCAGGGCGCCAGAUCCAGAGCCAUCAUGACUCGGCACUGGCUGGGGCCACGCUGCGGCACCGUGCUCUGCGGCGUGUGCUGGCGCCCCCUAUGGGCGGCGCUGGUUGGUGCGCGUGCGGGCUAUCUUCGCAAACUCUGGGCCGGGGCCUCGUGGAACCUGGCCAAACAGCACGAGAUGGGCCACGUCUCCAGCCCACAUUGCCCGUUCUGCCUUGGCCAGGUCGUGUGCACGCGAGGCCACCAGUUCUUUGGCUGCCCGCACAUUCUGGCGCAGGGCGACGGCGACGACGGGGGCGAGCUCCAGGCCUUCAGCGAGCAGGGGGCGAAGGUGCGUGAGCGCAUGAUUAACGGGGUCUCCGUUGGCCUUGGGGGCCAGGGCUGCGACCGCUUUGACUUGGUGGUUGGCCUUCCGCUCGUCCCCUACGACUUCCCUAAGCCUGCGAUGGACGCAGAUGUCCACUUCUGGGGCGACUGGUGCUCCCGCGCCAGGUGGCGAAGCACGGUGGCCAACAGCGACGGCUCUGGCUACGACACCUCCUGGCUCGAGCUCUGCAGGUGCGGCUGGGCGGUGGUCCAGAUGAGCACCGACAUCUUGCCCAUCCGUGCCAUCUACGGUGCCUUGCCUGGGCGACGACAGGCAGUGGGGCGGGCGGAGCGCUGGGUCUUCCUGCAGCUCUUGAGGCACAUGCCGUACGUCACCCACGUGAUCACAGGCCUGGCCUUCCUCGCCGCGGAGAUUAACGAGUGGCGCGAGGACCUCGCCAGCUCGCGCGGCCAGUGCGCGGGCAUCUGGCGCAAGGUCUUCCAGAUC
Molecule: messenger RNA, 1042 nt
Organism: Prorocentrum cordatum
Lineage: Eukaryota; Dinophyceae; Prorocentrales; Prorocentraceae
Source: the annotation of a GenBank genome assembly